Acipenser ruthenus (sterlet) is the source of this 2366-nucleotide messenger RNA. RefSeq names its product ADP-ribosylarginine hydrolase (gene adprh). Gene Ontology annotation, biological process: protein de-ADP-ribosylation. Bases 406 to 1551 code for a protein of 381 amino acids. The record is from RefSeq and is a predicted model, not a curated record. Gene Ontology annotation, molecular function: ADP-ribosylarginine-[protein] hydrolase activity; magnesium ion binding. The transcript is spliced from 7 exons. Lineage: Eukaryota; Metazoa; Chordata; Actinopteri; Acipenseriformes; Acipenseridae.
AACAGCUGCAGAGUUUGUAGCGUCCUGACACGGGGCCAAAGACACACAGCAGACGAGGCUGACUCACAUUACAAGCAGCAUUAUGUUUGGCAGUGCGUGUUGAACUUGUCAUGCCAAUAAAGUAUUUGAACUUGAGAGAGAGGUGGGAGAGAUUGGUCAGUUAUUUAUUUAUGAACCGUCCUUUAGCAAUUCGCUGAUUGUGCAAAACCGGGAGAAAGGGGGGAGGAGAGAGGAGACAGAGAGUCUGAGAAAGGCCGCGCUUGUGUUUUUCUCUGUUAGUGGUUUGUUUACUAGAAACUCGAACGCAGAGAAAAACGAACUGAUUUUUUAUUUAGUAAAAUUAAAAAGCUGCUGACUUUACAAAACGCCGACUGAAAAACCUGCUGCGACGUCCCGAGAGCAGAGAUGACGAUUAACCCCUCUCAUUACCGUGCAGCCAUGUUGCUAAGCGGAGCUGGCGACGCCCUCGGUUACCGGAACCAGCUGUGGGAGUACAACCAAUCAGGGCCCUGCAUUCACCAGGAGCUACAGGAAAUGGGCGGGCUCAAGAACAUUGUGGUGCAGCUCCCUGAUUGGCCUGUCAGCGAUGACACCGUGCUGCACCUAGCAACUGCGGAGGCCCUAGCAACAGGUAACUUGCUCCCAAGCGGUAUUUUCGAAGUUUCUCCAAAACUCACUUUCUAUUCCCUGUUUCCUCUUCCUGUAGGGAAGGAAGGUGAGGAGCUGCUGCAGGAAGUUGCUCUUCGCUAUGUCGAGGCCAUGAAAGACAUGGAGGGGAGAAAACCGGGACCAACGAGCAUUUUGGGAACCUCUCAGCUCAGGCCGGGUGUGCCCGGUGGAUACCGGAUCCCGUUCAAUACUGAAGCAACUGGCUGUGGAGCCGCAAUGAGGGCCAUGUGCAUCGGGCUGAGGUAUCCUCGGCCGGAGGAGCUCCCUGAUUUAAUCAGAGUUUCCAUUGAGACAGGGAGAAUGACUCACAACCACCCUACAGGCUAUCUGGGCUCGUUCGCUUCGGCCCUGUUCACUGCCUUCGCAGUGCAGCGACGUCCACUCCUCUCCUGGGGGGCGGGGCUCAUGCGGGCGCUGCCGCUGGCGAUGGAGUUCGUCCAAUCAGCCGGCGUCGAUGUGGAGGAGAAUCUGAGAGAGUGGGGUUUCUUCACAGCCAAGUGGGAAUGGUAUCUCUCUGAAAGAGGUCUGGUGUCAGGGGAGGGGCCUGUGACUUGGCCUGACCCCUACGGCCCUUCAGAACGCGACUCAGCCUAUCAGAGCUUCAGCCUGUCUGGCUGGGCGGGGCGUAGCGGGCACGAUGCUCCAAUGAUAGCGCUGGAUUCCCUGCUGGGGGCAGGGCCUGACUGGGAGGAGCUGUGCAACAGAGCCAUGUUCCACGGAGGAGACAGUGACUCGACGGGGGUGAUCGCAGGCUGCUGCUGGGGUCUCCUGCAUGGGUUCGAAGGGGUCCCUGAGGGAAACUACUGCACCCUGGAAUACAGCAGCAGAAUGGAGGCCGUCGCCAAGCAGCUACACAAACUGGCAGGCUGGCAGGAGCAGUGAGCCGGGGUCAAUUCAACCUGCCUCCCCCCCUCUCUCUCUCUCAUAUUAUAUAUUGUGAGAAAGUGUAGUUUUGGGGAGCAAAGGAUUACACCUGCCAGAAGGUCACAGGCUGAAAGCCUUAAUUUGUUUAAUUGUAUUAUUGUUUUAUUAUUAAUUAUCCUCUGCACCUGGCUAUCGUUGUAAAUUUGAGCCGGGUGUAGGGUAUUUAAAAGAAAGCAGCCAGUCUCUUUGGGGCUGCUGCUGUGUGAGUAAGUCCGACUGUGACUGUGACUGUGCAGCCGUAGAAAGGUAGUGUAAAACCUUUUCUAAAUUGUGAAAAACUAUGUGUUUUUGUUUGUUUUGUUUUGUAGCCGGUAAACAGCUUUGCUGUCCAGCAAUAGUUAGGUUCCUGACUUGUGUUUAGUCAGCGCCCCAAAACGGAGUUAGAUUUUGUUUUUGUUUUGUUUAUUUUCUUUAUUAAAAAUAGCACCUACGCGCUUCAAACUCCAGUUUUGUGUCCUGGGUCAAUUUUUAAAGGGGCAGUGAACCACGGAGAGGAAGCUUCGGUGCACUGUAUAUAUAUAUACAGACGUGCUCAAAUUUGUUGGUACCCUUACAGCUCAUUGAAAUAAUGCUUCAUUCCUCCUGAAAAGUGAUGAAAUUAAAAGCUAUUUUAUCAUGUGUACUUGCAUGCCUUUGGUAUGUCAUAGAAUAAAGCAAAGAAGCUGUGAAAAUAGAUGAAUUAUUGCUUAUUCUACAAAGAUAUUCUAAAAUGGCCUGGACACAUUUGUUGGUACCGCUUAGAAAAGAUAAUAAAUAAUUGGAUUAUAGUGAUA